This is a messenger RNA of Acanthaster planci (crown-of-thorns starfish), 3710 nucleotides long. RefSeq names its product patched domain-containing protein 3-like. NCBI's taxonomy places the organism in Eukaryota, Metazoa, Echinodermata, Asteroidea, Valvatida, Acanthasteridae. The record is from RefSeq and is a predicted model, not a curated record. Gene Ontology annotation, cellular component: membrane.
UAGAGUCACUGCGAGCCAGACUCUCCGCGGGCAAAAAAUGCAUAAUUAUAACGACGUUCGUUAUUCAGCCGUCAAUAUGCUGGUUCACAGGACGUGUGUGGGUGAUUCCCUGACAAAUUUGCCUUCAUGUACCGGUACAAAAGCCCUUGAAGAUUUUAUUUUGUGCGCCGGUGUUGCGCUCUGAAACAGCAUGUUUACUUAUGGUCUUAAAACUCACCGAUCCGUGCUGUGUGUUGUAUUGGGACGGAGGCUAUUAAUGUGCAGUACACGACUCUGAAGACAUUGCCACGACAAGCAAGGAGAACACACACUGAACUGCCUAGCAAGGACACAACGAAAUUAAAAUAAAAAAUCUGCGCCAGGAGAGUUGUGAGGCAACGGCAAGUUUUUUUGCGUACUCCAGUGCCAAAUAGUAAGAUGGCGAACAAUUGCAUCGAAAAAGUCAUCAAGUCAUUCUUCUACUAUUACGGGGGUUUCAUCGCCCGACACCCGUAUCCCUUUCUUGUCCUUCCGCUACUGUUGACCGGCGCACUGGGUGCCGGGAUGAUGUUCCUGGCGGAGGAAAACGACAUAGAGAAUCUGUACACUCCGGAAAAUGGGCAAGCGAAGACGGACAGGAACACAGUGGAAACACUGUUCGCCGAACACGGUGACAACGACACGUUGGUGUCACAUCUGUCGAGACUGCCUCGGGAAGGGAGUGUGACCAUACGGCAGAAGGAUGGCCAGAAUAUCCUGACACAAGCUGCCAUGGAGGACAUCUUCAAUCUACACGAGCAGAUCAUGAACAUUACCAUCCAACACGACAAGCAGGAAUACAAAUUCACCGAUCUCUGCAUCAAAUGGGACGGCGUUUGUAACGAGAACCCCAUACUAGCCGUAUAUGAUUACAACUCCUCCAAUGUGCCGUUAAUCUCUCUCAAGUUUCCCCUCUACACACCAGCCGGCAAAACCGUUUCUUAUUUUCUUGGCGGAGGACUAGGACGAGUAACAUUCAAAUCAGGCUCUCAAGAUGAGGUACUCUCUGCCGAUGUAAUUAUGUUGUCCUACUUCUUACGGUUCAAAGACAGCACCGAGGACCAGCGAAGCGCCCUAUGGGAGGAAAAGUUUUUAGAAGUCAUGGAGGCAUUCACCUCUUCCGUCGUCAGCGUUACUCGGGAGGUGUCCACCUCCAUCGAGACGGAGCUUGACAACGCCAGCUCCGGAGUGGUGAAGGACUUCGCCGUAACAUUCACUAUCCUGAUUGCUUUCAGCGUCUGUUCCUGCGUGAUGAUGGACUGGGUGCGAAGCAAGCCCUUACUGGCCAACUUUGGGGUGGUAUCCGCCGGCCUGGCUGUGCUGUCAACGUUUGGUCUCAUGAGCUAUGUCGGCAUUCCUUACAUCAAUGUUGUCGGCUCCUCACCAUUUCUCAUCCUCGGUAUUGGACUAGAUGACAUGUUCAUCAUGUUGGCUGCCUGGCGACAGACUGAUACCCGAUGGCCAGUGGAAAAACGCAUGCGCCAUGCCUUCUCUGAAGCUGCCAUGUCUAUAACCAUCACGUCCAUUACAGACGCUCUGGCCUUUGGAAUUGGCGCCAUCACGUUCUUCAGAUCCGUCCGCAUAUUCUGCAUGUACACGGGCAUAGCUGUCAUCUUUGACUACGCUUAUCAGAUCACUUUCUUUGGCGCCUGCAUGGUGCUGACCGGCCAACGCGAGGCAGCUAACCGGCAUUGUAUGUCGUGUAUCAAAGUCAAACCCAAAAGUGAAUCAAAAUCCACAGCCUACACUGUAUUCUGCGCUGGUGGUUCCUCCCAGCAAGCUUCUGACAGGGACGAAGGUGAUACCAAUGACCAUGCCCUCAUGCUUUUCUUCAAGAAUUACUACGGUCCCUUCAUCACACAUUGGUGGAUGGUGAUCCUGACAGUAGUGCUGUUUCUAGCCUAUCUGGGCGGCGCCAUCUACGGAUGCAUCCAUGUCCGCGAAGGGCUCAACCUUCGUAACCUCGCUCGGGAUAGCUCCUACGUAGCCGCUCAUUUAGAAGCUGAAAACACCUAUUUUACGGAGUACGGCCCACCUAUCGCAUUAGUGUUCACGGAGCCAAGAGACUUUUGGAAUCCGCUCAUACAAGACUUCAUGGAGGAGACUUUAACAAAGAUUGAGGCAAGCGAGUACACGUUCGGAAAAGAUCAGAACCUGACCGUGUCCUGGCUGCGAGACUAUCUAAACUUCCUAGACUCCAUCCACCUCAGUAACCCCACCAGGUCCCAAUUCAUGGACGUCCUACGCAAUACGUUCCUGCAAAUCCCAGCGUUCCGACGGUACGCGCUGGAUAUAGCCUUCAGUGACGACAACCAGACCAUUCUGGCGUCGCGCUUCUUUGUUGCUUCAAAAGACCUGGACUCUGAGGACAGGAAGAGGUACAUGAUGACCGAUCUGAGGCGCAUAGCGGAAGAGGCUGAACUACCAGCCAUUGUUUAUCACCCGCUCUUCAUCUUUUACGAUCAGUACCUGCAAAUCCUGCCCAAUACGUUCCAGAAUAUAGGCAUCGCAGUAGGGGCCAUGCUCAUCGUAGCUGUGCUGAUGAUACCCCAUCCAGUCUGCUCCCUCUUGGUCACUCUUUCUAUUGCCUCAAUUGUCACAGGGGUGAUUGGACUCAUGACUUUGUGGCAGGUCAACCUCGAUUCUAUCGCCAUGACUAACAUUAUCAUCUGCAUAGGUUUCAGUGUGGACUACUCCGCUCAUGUCAGCUACGCUUACACGUCAGCCGACACUAGCUCCCGCCGCGAGAGCGUCAUCCGUGCACUAUACUCUCUGGGCAUGCCCAUCGUGCAGGGGUCUGUCUCCACCAUACUCGGCGUGCUGGUUCUUAUCUUCACAGACUCCUACAUCUUCCGCACCUUCUUCAAGACCAUGUUCCUGGUGAUCUCCCUGGGGGCGCUGCAUGGGCUGCUCUUCAUCCCCGUGGGCUUGUUUCUUACAGUCCCCUCCAAAACUCGUAAGAAGGCUUCCUGCAAGCGCAGGAAUCGGCCAGAUUGCCCUGCCACCGACCGACCCAGAGAAAGCCAAACCAGAAGAACCGUCACUGGACCUUUGUAUUUAGGGAACAGGCAUCCCACCCGUUACCAGCGAGGAUCCGACCCGUUUAGCAUAAGUAAGAAAAUGAACAGUUUCCAACCCUCGCUCGCGAACGACAGGCAUCAAUCACGGCCAUAUCAGGAGAGUUGUUUAGGUUUGGAAAAAGCUUGACUGUAAUCAAAGGAAUUCUGUGAUCGUGAUAAUGAACAGGUUUGCUUACAAUACCCGGAAUAGAUCUUUCCCAUGAAAUAUGCAAAUACAGCAGGCGCAUGCGCGCUACUACAACUGCUUGACAAAGUUGCUUAAAGUGUAGCUGCAAUGAAUUUUUCCUCGACACAACUUUUCUGCAUCUAUGUACUUUUCUUCAGUGUAUGAAAACUCUUCCACGCUUCUAUUUGGUUACAUGCAUAGAAAAGUGCACACUUUUAAACAAUUAAAUUAUCCAUAUUUUUCCAAACAACUGAGGGUACUGUUGCUGUGAAGUCAUCUAGAGAAGACAUGGUUCAGUACAUAGUUAUUUCGGUUCAAAUUGUGAACCCACAAUUUACUAAUUAAAAGCAUUUCUGAGGAGAGAGAGAUCGAUGGUUUCUUAUUGCUGUGCACAUAAAAAACAAUGAAUCAGCAAAGAAGAGAUAACCUAGUCCAAGAAAAUCUAC